This is a messenger RNA of Pogona vitticeps (central bearded dragon), 2720 nucleotides long. It is a transcript of the gene PARVB, whose product is annotated as parvin beta. Lineage: Eukaryota; Metazoa; Chordata; Lepidosauria; Squamata; Agamidae. The record is from RefSeq and is a predicted model, not a curated record. Gene Ontology annotation, biological process: substrate adhesion-dependent cell spreading; lamellipodium assembly; actin cytoskeleton organization. Gene Ontology annotation, molecular function: actin binding. Gene Ontology annotation, cellular component: actin cytoskeleton; focal adhesion; lamellipodium.
GGAUACCGCCUCGACCCGCAGCGGCGACCCAUUUCCCGCCCCUCCCGCCAGGCGGGUCCCCUCUCCUCCUGCAACGACGAGGCCAGGCCGGCGAGCAGACCCGCCCCUCGGACUUCCACGCCAUGGCAGGGCGCUGUGAGAGAGGUUGGGGAAGCGUCUCUGCCUGAGCCGAGCCUCCCAACCCACCCCCUUUCCCUGGGCGUGAUGCGCCCUCCCACCCCUUCCUUCGGUGACUUCGUGCCUCCCGACGCCCGCGGAAAAGUUGACGAGGAGCGGAGGCUGGAGAACAACCAAGGCCGGUGCCCCGGCCGCCCGCGCUCAGCCCCCUGCCCCAUGUAGCUGAGGGGCGAAGGCGCCGCCUCGGACAGCUUCCCCCAGUCCUCGCCGGGCGGCUGGCUUUCCUCCGGCACGGCCGCCCAGCUCUCCCGCCGGCGCGCCCAUGUCCUCUACGCCCGUGCGGUCGCCCACCCUGCGGCCCCACAGAAUGAAGAAGGACGAGUCUUUCCUGGGCAAGCUCGGAGGGACGCUGGCCAGGAAGAAGAAGGCGAAGGAGGUGACUGACUUGCAGGAGGAGGGUAAAAAUGCUAUCAAUGCACCAAUGUCACCUGCCACAACUGAUCUUCAUCCAGAAGAUACUUUACUAGAAGAGAAUGAAGAACGAACUAUGAUAGAUCCCCAUUCAAAGGAGGAUGCCAAAUUUAAAGAACUCAUCAAGGUUUUGAUUGACUGGAUUAAUGAUGUGCUGGUUGAAGAAAGAAUCAUAGUCAAGCAGCUUGAAGAGGAUGUCUAUGAUGGGCAGGUGCUACAGAAACUAUUGGAGAAGCUAGCUGGUCGCAAACUGAAUGUGGCUGAAGUGACUCAGUCUGAAAUUGGUCAGAAACAAAAGCUGCAGACAGUUCUGGAAGCUGUCCAUGAUCUACUGCGACCCCACGGCUGGACUAUCAAGUGGAACAUUGACUCAAUCCAUGGCAAGAACCUAGUGUCCAUCCUCCACCUGCUCGUAGCAUUGGCCAUGCAUUUCCGGGCCCCCAUCAGACUUCCUGAACAUGUUUCUGUGCAAGUAGUGGUUGUAAGGAAACGGGAAGGGCUACUUCAUACAGCCCAUGUUACAGAGGAGCUCACCACCACCACAGAGAUGAUGAUGGGGAGAUUUGAACGGGAUGCUUUUGAUACACUUUUUGAUCAUGCUCCAGACAAACUAAGUGUAGUGAAAAAGUCCCUGAUCACUUUUGUAAACAAACAUCUCAAUAAACUUAACUUGGAAGUGACAGAAUUAGAAACUCAGUUUGCAGAUGGUGUGUACUUAGUCUUACUGAUGGGCCUCCUCGAAGACUAUUUUGUUCCUCUCCACAAUUUCUAUUUGACGCCUGAGAGUUUUGAUCAGAAGGUUCACAAUGUUUCCUUUGCUUUUGAACUGAUGCAGGAUGGAGGUCUGAAGAAACCAAAGGCUCGACCAGAAGAUGUUGUCAACUUGGAUCUGAAAUCUACCCUAAGGGUUUUAUACAACCUGUUCACAAAAUACAAGAAUGUUGAGUGAUCUGGAGAUCUCUUGAGAUGCUAUGGAUCUUCACAUCUUCCUUAUUUUAGGGAAGAGAGGAGGAAAUCAUCAUUUUGCCUUCUUCCUCUUUUGCCAUUCUUUCUUUUGCCUCAUGCAUGAUGGUAUCCCUUCAUUCAUUAGCAUUUUCACCAUGUAACUUUUGUAUGCUUUUUACACCCGGUGUUUUUCUUUGAAAAUGUAGUUUCAUGUUUUGAAAUACCCAGGUUAUUCUCAUCUGAUCCACAGGACAAUGGUUUCCAGUAUUCUAUAUUCAACAAAAAUGCCUUGUUCUGUUUGUGGAUAAUAUAAUUUCAAUUCAUUACAGUGGUGAGAGGAAUCUGAUGAAGAAAUAUUUGUGGCUCAUUUAAUUCAAAUAAUUUGCUUAUUGCUGAGUUCUCCAUAUUUGAUAUGUGCCACAAAUUCACUAGGUGACUUCAAGCAUGCCUCAGAUCCGCAUUUACAACAUGUGUUUAAUAACAAUACUGACCUACCAUACGUGGGCAUUGUGAGGAUUACUAAGAAAAAUGUACAUGAAAUGCUUUGAUCCCUGUAAAAUGCUGUAUGCUAAGUUUUCUAGACUUCUAAGUUUGCUAGGCUUCUAGGUAUAAUAUAGACCUAUUAACAUCUAGGAAUGGGCAAAGGCUGGAUUGACUGUGGAAGGUGCGUUACUAUGAGGUGGCACGUAUCCAUGAUCCAUCUGAAGUAUUUCCCCUCCAUUAUAUUUCAGAGUGUACUUCACACUUUCCUCUGUCUAAUACACUAGCUGAAAUCCUGUUGCACAGCUCUGCAUGCACUACAGGAAUGAUGUCAGCAUCAGCAGCAAGAGCAGCAAAUUGCCAUUGAGUAAAGGCUCCCUUUUGGCAAUUUUGGGGGGCAUGCAACUCGUACACAAUGCAGAGCUACACAGAAGGUUUGCAGCCAUCAUGAUAUACCUCUGAUUUAGACAUAUGUAGGUUAUCUGUGUCCAUUAAUCUAUUUUACACCUUCCUUUAUAUAUACAUAUUUUGAUUUGUUGCAUUUGUUUGUUUCUGAAAUUAUGUUCUCAAAUUCUUGUAUAUAUCUUUGGAAGGUAUUGCCUUCUUUUAUGCAUUGCCCUUUUACCAUUCAGUAUUACUUCCACUGAAUACACUGUGAAUGUUAGAUGAAAUGGCUGCUUAAUUUGAUUAAAGUAGGUUUUCUUUUA